AUGAAGGCUAUCGUCGCUCUUGCUCUCGCGGCACUUGCCUCAGCUCACGCCAUCUCUCUGGCCGACGACACCCAGGCCCUUCGCAGAAGAGACUUCCAGCCCGUGGACUUGAACUUCCAAGCUGGGCCUGUUACUUAUGACUUGAAAUUUGUCGCAGAUGGACAGGAACAUUUCACCAAUAACGACCUGAACGUCAACUUGAUCACUGCUCCUGACUUUGAUGCUUAUCACCUCUGUACCUUCAAGACAGCAGGCGGUGAGGUUACACUCGCACCGUCGUUGACAAAGCGGCCCGGAGACUUUUGGCCUGUCAACCAGAUUGCAGUCGGGCCUCCCCAGAAAAUCAUAUCUGUCACCUGCAGCGGAACCUGCGUCACUGUUUAUGGGGAGUGUUAUAACUCUACCACUGGGCAGGAGACUAGACUGGGCACGUAA
Messenger RNA from Diaporthe batatas, 435 nucleotides. RefSeq lists its product as uncharacterized. Lineage: Eukaryota; Fungi; Ascomycota; Sordariomycetes; Diaporthales; Diaporthaceae. The transcript has 4 exons. The record is from RefSeq and is a predicted model, not a curated record. Bases 1 to 435 code for a protein of 144 amino acids.